CAACAAACUCUUCUGCGCAUCUACAAGAGUGAGCUCUCAACAUUCGUGGUCGUGGCUUGCUUAUGAAAUGUUGGAUGGAGUGAAGAUACAGAAUAGAGAAGAAUCCCGCUGACUUGCUGGACAGAUCAGCCCUGCCAGGAUGAGUUCUGCACCCAAUUGUCAGAUAUCUUGCAGUUUACUCCUUCACGUCCAUCACUCUGAUAACAAUUUUGGUAUCAGCAUGGUGAUUGAAGUCCAUCCACCAGGGACGAUUGCAUCUGACGGCCCCUGACAAGAGGCGGCGCUCUGGCUCUGACAUCAUGGUGCCAAGGCACUUCGUACCGGCCGAAGUCAUCGCAUUCGCACUUAUUACAUCCAUUCUCACGAAAUUCGAGGACAGUUACAAUCUUGAAGCAUUUGAGAAUUUCGAAAUCUGAAGAAAUUGACGGGGUUCGGAAAGCAGCAGAGCACAGCACAACAUCAUGCCGCCCUUCCUUGAGACCUACAACCCCUCCGUCCUCUCCAUCCCAGGCUACUUCGUCCUUGCCAUGAUACCCCACGACUGGGCCAUAAAUGUCGCCUCACAAGGCAGAAUAAGCACAUGGGACAAUCGCAAUCCGCGCAAUACCGACAUGAAAGCCAAGCUCAAAGCCCGCCUGCCGGCAGAGUCCUACGCCAAGUACGAGCGCCUGGAGGCCUGCCACGCAAACAGCAUUGAGAGCUUCCCUCUGUUCUCAGCAGUCACUAUGCUGGCAACGUUGCGGGGCUGAGGAAAGAGGACUUGAUGAGCUUUGCGGGGUGGUUUUUGGCGACGAGGAUAGCGUAUAUGCCUGUGUAUGCGAGCCAUGGACGCAGGAGCCGACGGCGCUGAGGACGGGGAUCUGGUAUGUGGGUGUUGGGCUGUGCUUAUAGACGAUUGUUCAGGCUGCGAAGGCUCUGGGAGGACGUGCAUAGUUCCGUCACAGGUUUUAGUGAUAGGAGUGUGUAAGAUCAGUCGUCAUAUUUGAAUUCGAAAGAGAAU
Didymella exigua CBS 183.55 is the source of this 1000-nucleotide messenger RNA. RefSeq lists its product as uncharacterized. The record is from RefSeq and is a predicted model, not a curated record. The coding region runs from base 462 to 749 and encodes 95 amino acids. Gene Ontology annotation, cellular component: membrane. The transcript has a single exon. Lineage: Eukaryota; Fungi; Ascomycota; Dothideomycetes; Pleosporales; Didymellaceae.